UAAUAUGUAAAAACAGACUCAGACAGAGUGAUUUAGUGUGUUGUGUGUUGACAGCUAGCAUUUGGCUAACACUCAAGCCAUAGCAGGUUAUUACAUACGAGAGCAAAGGUUUCAUCUUAAUUAGGGGAAAAAAUAUUCAUUUGGUCAGAAAAUAAGAGGUAAUUUUGAUUUCUAGUUUGAUAUAACUUGUGGUCAAGGUGACUAAAUAUGAAAGCUGGGGCAUGUACCCAAUCAUCACAAUAGAAAUACUAACUGUGUAUUUAUUUUGUUUGAAAUAAAUCUAUUCCAAUUGCCAUUCGUGUUUACUGGGCAAUAAUAAACAGUAUAAUAGUUCUUGUCGGUAAUGAAACAAACACUGACAUAGAAACAGGAGUUCAGAACAUUCAGUGACAGAUUCUCCUUGCCCAUUAAAAAUCAAUUUGAAAGAGUUAUUCCCAGGGCGACACGUUGCGACAGUUUGUAGAACAUCUGCCUCACAGUCGAGAGAUUUGCAUGUUCUCCCUGCGCAAGCACAGUUUAGGCCACAGUUUACAUGCGACCCAAAUGUCACGUCAGCGUCCAAAAUGAAACACGAGUAGACAGAUAUGUGCAAAGCGAAAUCUGAUAUACGACAAUUAAUGUUUAUGUCAUCCCUGACAUUUCAUAUGCUUGACUUUUCAUACUUGUGAACAGAAGUAACAAAUUCCUUAAUAAGACUUUAUUAACGAUAAUAUUUUCAUGAAAGUGUAGGGUCUUCAAGGAGCAGCAUAUACAAAGAUUGCCACUUUCUUUGGCCUCGUAUAAUUAAUUGUGUCCUCCUCAGGGGAAAAAAAAAGUCUUAUCUAUGUAAUCAAUAUGACGUGCCCAGGAUCAGGUGGUCCCUUUGUUCAUUCUUAAGACAUUCACUCUCUUUUGUCCUUCCGUCUUAUUAGGUUACCACUUUCCAUCCGGACACUAAUUUUGUCCCUGUGAAUUAUUAAAUUGCUUACUUUGGGUGGAGGACCUCAUUCUCAUUCUCUUUGAAUGGCAGGUGGCAGGUUGUAGUGUGCUUUCCCAGAUCCAGGAUCCUUAUUUGUCUUUCUGCAUCCCCCAUGGAAGAGUCACUUGUCGUCCAGCUUCGCUACGAGGAGCUUCUUUUUUACGCCGCCUGUGUUUCUAACUGUUGCUGCGUCUGUUUGUGUGUGUGUCUGGAAGGCAGGGUGUGUGGGCGAGGGGGAGGAAGACGAGGAGGGGGCGGCGGUGGUGGUAUGCGAGUGGGCAGCAGCUGGAGGUGGUAUCUCUCCCGGGCCAUGCGACUAGCACUGGGAUGGUGCCGACUGUGCCGUCCAAAGACAGGGGGUCGAGGCAGGGGUGGCCAGCCGCGGCCAAGCGUCGGGCUUGGAGAGUUGUGGAGCUACAGCAAGCUCCUGCUCAAGUCUCUUUACUUCAACAGCCUCAGCAACUCGGACACAGUGCUCGACUGCGCUUUCGAACCCGUGUACUGGAUCGUGGACAAUGUGACUCGUUGGUUUGGAGUGGCGUUUGUUACACUGGUCAUCCUUCUGACGACCUCGGUGGUGGUCAUCGUCUAUCUGUACGUCCUACCCACAAUCAUCGGCACCUAUGCCGUGCCUUGGAGUGUCUGGCACCUGUGCUGCGGCCACUGGCUCCUGGUCAUGGUGGUUUUCCAUUACUAUAAGGCCACCACCACCUCCCCCGGACACCCGCCCAAGGACAACAUCCACAUUCCCUCUGUGUCCAUUUGUAAGAAAUGCGUCAAUCCAAAACCGGCGAGGACACACCACUGUAGCAUCUGCAACACCUGUAUCUUGAAGAUGGACCAUCACUGUCCUUGGCUCAACAACUGCGUGGGCCAUUUCAACCACCGCUACUUCUUCUCCUUCUGCCUCUACAUGACUCUGGGCUGCAUCUACUGCAGCGUCAGCAGCAGAGACAUGUUCCUGGAGGCCUACGGUGCUGUCGAGAGUUACUAUCAGACUCCUCCCCCACCGUACACGUCCACAGAGAGGACUGCCCACAAGAGCAUCAUCUUUCUUUGGGUGCUGACCAGCUCUGUGGCGGUCGCCUUGGGAGGGCUGACCCUGUGGCACGCCGCGCUCAUCUGUCGAGGGGAGACCAGCGUGGAGCGCCACAUCAACCGCAAAGAGAGCAAAAGACUAAAGGAACAGGGCAAGGUGUUCAAAAAUCCAUAUCAUCACGGGAAGAUGGACAAUUGGAAGCGGCUGCUUGGUGUGGAGACCCGCAAACAGUGGUUCACGCGUGUUCUCCUGCCCUCAAGUCAUCUUCCCACAGGCGACGGCAUCACGUGGGACUGCACCUUCUCCAGGAGAGACCCCAUGGCCAUCUGAGCCAUCUACACCUUAAGCGCCAUCACCUCGUCUCAAGUUCUCACUAUCAGGUCGAUGGAGAGGAUCUCCCAAAAGCUAUGGCCGGUCAGCAUUUACUCCUUGGAGAUGGUUGGAAACGCUGUGUCGUUUGCACCCUCUAGAUGCAAUUCAACAUCAUGGUGGAGGGCAAAUAAUGAGCUGCAUGUUGAUUUUGGACCACCUUUGUGCCUAAUGCAGCCAGCCUUCCAAAGUUAACUCUGAGACGAACGUGGUUUCUUAUUUCUGCAUUUCACUUCCACAAUCAGCCAGCAUAUUUUUUUAUUGAAUGGAACCUUCAAGCAGAGGUCAUCUUAUCACUUACGUUUUGCUCAUGAAUUAUCUGUUGUGAGAAGGGCAAUCUACACUCAGUGGACACAAUAUUAGGAACACCUGGAGACCAUGAAUUGGUCGCAAGCCAAUCUCACUGGCACAUGAUAGCAUGCAUAUUUUUGGGAUGUGGGAUGAAGUUGCAGUACCCUGAGAAAAAUGCAAGUAGAGAGAGAAUGUGAAAACCUCACAGAAGGACCUCAGCCCAGAUUUGAACCUAUGGCCUCUCUGUGAGGCAAACUGCUACCCACUCAGACACCACCAAUACUGAAUAUCCAAUUAAUUUGUUUUAGGCCAUAUUGCAUUUUCCAGGUGUCCCUAAUGAUGUGGCCACUGAGUCUCUAUCAAGUCGGUAUUGAGAAAUGUCACUGUUCAUCUACUGAGAACGUUUGCACACGUGGCACUUUAGAGUGGGGCAACUGGACAUAAUGAUUUUCUCAACAACAACUAAUUGCAGUUAUUCUGACAAUGUAUGUGGAAACAAUGGUUUGCGUAUGUGUGUGUUGUGAUGCUGAUCUCACCAUUAUUUGAAAAGUUGUGGUGCCAAAUGCAGGGGGCGAAUAGGCAACAGAGCACAAUGUCCCGUUUCAACCAAUUAUCAAGACUGUGAAUUGCUGUUCUGAUACUGACUUUUUUUUUCUAGUGCAGCAUACGGUUGCCAUGGAAACGAGACUAGUGACAGUGAUCUGCCCACCAAAAA
Hippocampus comes (tiger tail seahorse) is the source of this 3372-nucleotide messenger RNA. RefSeq names its product zDHHC palmitoyltransferase 16b (gene zdhhc16b). Lineage: Eukaryota; Metazoa; Chordata; Actinopteri; Syngnathiformes; Syngnathidae. The transcript has 9 exons. Gene Ontology annotation, molecular function: palmitoyltransferase activity. The coding region runs from base 1071 to 2327 and encodes 418 amino acids. The record is from RefSeq and is a predicted model, not a curated record.